This is a messenger RNA of Rotaria socialis, 1488 nucleotides long. NCBI's taxonomy places the organism in Eukaryota, Metazoa, Rotifera, Eurotatoria, Philodinida, Philodinidae. The record is from the annotation of a GenBank genome assembly.
AUGCUAGCUACCACGACAUUAAUAUUUAUCUUUAUUACAACAGUAUAUAUAUUAUUACGUUAUUCUACUCGAAAGAAAACAUUUCCCGGUCCAAAACCUUUGAUCAGCCUGCCAAACUAUUUCUUUGACACAAUACUGACAAUAUCAAAUAAAAAACUGCGAAAUAACUUGCUAAAUAUUUUUUUCCCCGAAUCGUUUCAAUAUACCGUACUAACAGUUCCAUUAGCCUCUCAAUAUUAUACGUCCAAAUAUGGUGAUAUUGUUCAAAUAAAUCUUUUUAAUCAGCCAACAAUAAUAAUAUCAAACCCAGAUUUUGCUGAUUAUAUAUUAAGACGUAAUGGAAAAAAUUAUACAUUAAGAUUUGGUAAUCCGUCAGGCUUAGAAUAUUUAGGCAUGAAAAAUAAAGGAAUUAUUUGGAAUACAAAUAUUCAACGAUGGAAAUAUCAACGUUUAAAUUUCUUUCAAAAAGCUUUGAAUACUAAACUAUUAGAUGAUGCGAAAUAUGUUUCAAAUGAUGCAGUUGAUUAUAUAUUAAAAUAUGUUGAAAAAUAUGAAGUUAAAAAAGAUAUUAUUGAUACAAUGGACUUUUUACGUUCAAUUACAUUUACAAUAACAUGCCAUUUAUUUCUUGAUUUACCUAUUGGCACUAUUUCAAUUGAAAAAACAAAAUACUAUGUUAACUCAGUUGUACAAUAUUUUAAAGCAUGGGAAUAUUUUUUGUUAAAACCAACUCAAUUUUAUGAUGAAACUCAGACAAGUCAACAUGAAAAAUCAAUAGAGCAAUUAAAUAAUGUUGUUAACGAAUUAAUAUCUGAACGAGAAAUGAAUAAUAAUAAUAACAAUAAUUGUUUAUUUAUCAAUUCACUAUUAAAUGCUCUUGAUAAUCAACAAAUAACAAAAGAAGAAAUGAAUCAAUGUAUAUUAGAAAUGUUGAUUGCCGGUACAGAUACAUCAUCUGUAACAAUGUUCUAUUUUCUUCUUGCACUUUGCGAUCGAAAAGAACUAGAAGAACAAUUACGAAGAGAAUUAAAAGAAAAUUCUUAUGAAACUCUUACAAAUGGCUUAAAAGAAUCAAUGCGCUUUAAACCAGUGGGCCCUGUUAUAAUGCGAUGUGCUAUUAAUGAUGAUAUUUAUAAUGAUAUUCCAAUUAAAAAUGGAACAAAUAUAAUUAUUAAUUUAGCUGAUAUGCAUAGACGAAAUGAAAAUUUUACACUUGGAAAUCAAUUUAAUAUAAUUAAUGUUGAAGAUAAAGAUUUAUCGAAUACGAACAAUGAAAAAAAUGUGUUUGUUCCAUUUGGUGUCGGACCUAAAGAAUGCGUUGGAAGAUGGUUGGCUAAAGUUGAAAUGGAAAUUAUAAUUGAAAAAUUAAUUUUAAAUUACUCAUUUGAACGUGCUAAUGGAACGAAAACAUUAGAAGAAUUACAAACAAGAUGGGACAUUGCACAACAACCUACGGAUCCGGGAUUUAUGCUUAUUCAAAAACGAUAG